CGGUCAGCCCAGAGAGUGCUGGGGCUCGCACUCACCCUAGUCUGUCCACUCCAAGCCCAGUACCGCCCACGCCCGAGCACCGCCCGCCGCCCGCCCCCUCGCCGAGCGCCCAGCCGGCUCUCAUAGCCCAAACCAGACGCCCCGGAACCCAGCGGUGUCAGGGAGUUCGUGGCCACCAUCGCCAUCGUGGGAGGUGAUGGCUCAGCCAGCACGGCGCGGUCAGCCGGGCAAAGCAGACGCUCCAAGGUCGGCGAGCGCCAGAGCGAAGCCCGGUCGUACCAGGCUGGGCUCCACCGCCGCGCUCCGGGCCUCGGUGCCACGGCAACAGCCAGGUAAAGGGAAGAAAGGGAAAGGCCACAGCAAGUCUCGCGGGAAGAAGCCGAGGAAGCCGGAAGUGGACAUCUUCAGCCCGGCCGCCAUGCUGAACCUCUACUACAUCGCCCACAACGUGGCCGACUGCCUGCAGCUGCGAGGCUUCCGCUGGCCGGGUGCUCCCAAAGGGAAAAAAGGGAAGAACAAGACUUAGGAGACGAGUUCCCAGCACAUCUCCGUCACAAACAACUUGGGGAAGAGAAAUCAGGAUAACGCGACAACGGCAGGCAAAAUAGACUUUACCGAAAACAACUUGAAAUGCAAGCUCAGUGUGCUUUUCUGUGGUAAAUAAUGAGGAAGAAAUGCCUUUAACUUCCUCAGCUAAGCUAGGCAUGGUUAGCCACUUUGGAUUUUCAGAAGUUAAGGGGGAAAGCCUGAACAAUUCUUACCCAGUGUAGUGGGAUCGAUAGUACUUUAAAAAAAAUUUAUUAUCAUAAUUCCGGGCUACAAAUUAAACCUUGCUCUCAAAAGGCAGUUCCAGUUUGCACGAGUUAUUUUCUUUUGCCAAAGGGGGUUUGUUAUUUAGAGAAGGAAGACACGGCAAAAAAGCACAGGCUUUGCUUAUGAUCUUCCUCUUCUUGGGCCGUGUUUCUUUUUUCUGUAGUUUUUCGUGUGGUGCUAAGGAUCAACCCAGGGCCUGGCACAUGCUCGGCAGGACCUCUACUACUGAGCUACAUUCACAGCCCUUCCUUUUUUUCUUCUUUUUGGAAAAUAAAUAUUUCUGUAAUUUUUUUCUCAGUAGUCUGACUCUGGUUUGAACUAGCCACAGAGCCUGGUCGAUACUAAGAUUGUCACUAGUGCUCUGUCCUUGCUGGGCAUGUAAGCUGAUGAUUAAAAGUAUCUGACAGUGUGUGGUGGGCGGGGUACAGGGAGAAAGAACAAAUCCCUGACUCAGGCCUUUGCUCUUUUGUAUCACCUGACUUCUCUCCACUUUUCCUGCACCCUUAGUUUCCUUCCCUCUUUCUUCCAACUUUCUUUUAAACUUGAAUGAUCCUGAAUCAUGGAAUUGGUGACCUGAAACUAACUUUGGCCAUUUGGCUGACUUUCCCAGAUCUCCCUAGCCUUGUGAGGAGACUUUAAGAGAGAAUACUGGCAGGGUGCUGUGGUGCAUGCCAGAGAUAGAGGUAGGAGAAUUGCAGAUUUAAUGCCAGACUUGGCAACUUAGACCAUGACAAAAAUAAUAAUAAAAAUUAAAUAAUGAUGAAGAAAUGCCUUUACUUUCUCAGCUAAGCUAGGAAUGGUUAGCUACUUUGGAUUUUCAGAAGUUUAAGGGGGAAAACUCAAAUAAUAAAAAUGGAAAGGGACUUGGGCUGUAGCUCAGUGGUAGAACAUUUGCCUGCUAUAUGUGGGGCUCUGGUUUCAGUCUCAUCCACAAAAAAAAAAAAAAAGAACUGCAUUUUUUUCCUUGUCCCCAAAGGCCCCUCUGCCCUCAAAUGUGAACUUUAGAGGCAUUUUUUCAAGUUUAUAUGCCAUCUCUGAGUCAGCAUUUUGUUUCUGCCUCUUGCUCUGACUUUCUAUUCCAACUCAUUCAUUUCCCCGAUCCUACCACUCUGACACCUGCAUUGGCUCCCUUCAUAGUUUUAACCUUAAAGCUUAUUGAGCACCAUUCUAGGAAUGUUCUAGUUUGGCUGAAUUACUUAAAAUUACGAUCAGUUUACCUUGUGGUGAUUUCAGAGUUUCACAGUGUUUUUACAGGAAGGCUGCAACCUAGGAUUCAGAAUUUCACAAAUAUCAGAGAAAAAGGAAAUUCAUGAAUCAUUGUACUAGAGAACUGGGGUGCUUAUAACCCACAUGAGCUUGUUGGGAGUGCCAUUUGUAUACCAGUACUAUCUUGUGCUAAUGCAGUGUAAGUUCUUGGCCAGCUGCCAGAGGAGCCCUCCUUUUGGAGAAUUAUAGAGCGAUCUUGCCUUUCCUGUGACUAUAGGCUUUAGAACCUUCCACCAAUUAGAAACUGCUGAACUCAUUAACUCUAGAUCAAUGCCUCUGAGUCAUCUGGAAGAUUUUGUCAAAAGUACAGAUUGCAGCUGUGUGUGAUGGGGCAUACCUGUAAUCCUGCUGGCUCAGGAGGCUGAGGCAGGAGGAUCAUGAGUUCAGAGCCAACCUCAGCAACUUAGCAAGACCUGUCUCAAAAUAAAAUAUAAAAAGGACUGGUCUGUGGCUCAGUGGUUAAGCGCCCCUGGAUUCAAUCCCUGGUAAACCCCCUCCCCCCCCCCAAAAAAAAAGUACAGGUAAUUGGACCCUACCCCAGCAGGAAAGGUAGAGUUAAAGAAUUUGCUUUCCCGCCCCCGCUUUGGGUACCAAGGGGGAACCACAUCCCUGGCCUGUUUUAUUUUUUAUUUUGAGAUGGAGUCUUGCUAAGUUGCUCAGGGCCUUGCUAAGUUUCUAAGGCUAACUUUUCUUUGUUCUUUUUAGUUAUACAUGACAGUAGAAUGUAUUUUG
This is a messenger RNA of Sciurus carolinensis (gray squirrel), 2811 nucleotides long. It is a transcript of the gene Smkr1, whose product is annotated as small lysine rich protein 1. The record is from RefSeq and is a predicted model, not a curated record. The transcript is spliced from 2 exons. Lineage: Eukaryota; Metazoa; Chordata; Mammalia; Rodentia; Sciuridae. Bases 197 to 526 code for a protein of 109 amino acids.